Frankliniella occidentalis (western flower thrips) is the source of this 1144-nucleotide messenger RNA. Its product is annotated as glucose dehydrogenase [FAD, quinone]-like. Bases 46 to 1092 code for a protein of 348 amino acids. The transcript is spliced from 6 exons. Gene Ontology annotation, molecular function: oxidoreductase activity, acting on CH-OH group of donors; flavin adenine dinucleotide binding. The record is from RefSeq and is a predicted model, not a curated record. NCBI's taxonomy places the organism in Eukaryota, Metazoa, Arthropoda, Insecta, Thysanoptera, Thripidae.
CAUGGCGAGCGAUGGAGUACGUAUCGAAGCUACCUGGAACCAGUAAUGAAGAGGCGUUCAAACCUUCGCGUGGAAACAUUCGCUACUGCUCGAAAAGUUCUGCUAGAAACAUUUCAGACAGGCCCGAGGGCAGUUGGUGUGGAGUACGAAAACGCGGCAGGCCAGGUUGUUCAAGUGAAAGCAUCAAAGGAGGUCAUUGUUAGUGCCGGGGCCCUGCAUAGUCCCCAACUCUUAAUGCUCUCAGGUAUCGGACCAUCACAUCAUCUCAAGAACCUAAAUGUUGACGUGGUAAGCGACCUGCCAGUUGGCGAGGGCUUGAUGGACCACCCAGACGUCCUCGGUGUUCAGUACAAGUGCGGCCCGCCCCUGUGCGUCCACGACUGGGAGACCCGCGAGGAAGACCUACGCCAGUACAACAGCAGCCGCGAGGGGGCCCUGGCUGCCGCCAACAUGCUCCAGCUGAUGGCGUUCCUGAGGUCGCAUAAGGCGAGGCCCUGGACGGGGCACCAGCCGGACCUGCAACUUAUCUUCCUCGGCAAUACCCAAACAGAAGUUAUUACACCGUCAUGCCUGCUGAUGGAUUCGUGGCGGCUCAACCGUGUGAUAGUUUUGGUGUCGCUCAUGCGGCCCGAGAGCCGAGGCUGGGUGCGCCUGAACGCUUCGGAUCCGCACGCGGCGCCACUCGUCAAACUCAAUUAUUUCGGCGACGACCAGGGCCACGACCUGGACACCGUCGUAGAGGGAUUGCAGUUCGCUCUCCGUCUCGAGGCGCCACUGCGAAAGACGGGACUCAGCCUUGACAAGACCAACAACCCGCAGUGCGCUCGAUUCCCCAUGGGCUCUGAUGGCUUCUUGCGCUGCUUAGCGCGGACUAGCACGGUGACAGCGUGGCACUGGAGCGGCACCUGCCGAAUGGGGCGUGCGAACGAUCCAAGGGCUGUCGUGGACUCGCAGCUGAGGGUCCGCGGUGUCAGCGGGCUCCGCGUCGUGGACGCCUCUGUGAUGCCCUACAUCACCAGCGGCAACACGAACGCGCCCACCAUCAUGCUGGCCGAGGUCGCUGCAGAUCUCAUCAAGCGUGCACAGUCGUAAGGGUGUACCCUUGUAAAAUAAAGCUAACCAUACCAACAUAUGGGCUUAAAAC